This is a messenger RNA of Sciurus carolinensis (gray squirrel), 5344 nucleotides long. It is a transcript of the gene Vwa5b2, whose product is annotated as von Willebrand factor A domain containing 5B2. The record is from RefSeq and is a predicted model, not a curated record. The transcript is spliced from 18 exons. The coding region runs from base 1165 to 5100 and encodes 1311 amino acids. Lineage: Eukaryota; Metazoa; Chordata; Mammalia; Rodentia; Sciuridae.
UCCUCUCCAGCAAGAGUAGGAGGAUGGCGCUGCAGUGGUGGCAACACUGGCUGCUUCCGGGUGCGGGGACGUCGCUGCAGUGAUGGGGGAGACUCGCUUGGAGUGAGUGGUCACUGAAGUGACCACAACUGCUAAAGGAUCACAGCGACCGCCGCGGGAGUCCCGAGCCGGGUCUCUGCAGGUGUCGGGACUCGGUGCGAACCUGAACUCAGGCUGCACAACGCAGAAGCUGCACAACCCAUCCUUGUCGGGUCGCUACGCCCAGAACUCCGCGGAGGAGCCAGGGUGAGAUUGGGGCUGCCCGCAGGGAGGGGGCCGAUCUCAAGUCUCAGCCCGUGGCAUCCUCUGUGGACACCGCGGCGACUGCAGCAGCUCCCCACUCCCAGAUCACUCUGCCAGGGUGGGGAGGGGUGCACUGGAUGGAUCGCACAGACUCUCCGACACCUUUCUUGGUUUGGCUUCCCAAAGACCCCUUCUUUUCGCUUCUCUGUCUCGUUCUUUCUACUCCAAACCCUCCACUCAGGUCUGCAGCCCUUUGCUGCAGUUAAGAACCUGGAGAGAUAAAGACUGCAGUCUAUUCGACUCCCCAUCCCACCCCCUCCUCUCCUGUCCCUUGCUGGGCUGGGGGCACCUGGGAGGAAGCUGGCCCUUUAAACCUUUGAUCCCCACCCAGAGCAUCUUCCAUCUCUCCACCCGCGCCACUUCCGACAGCUGGCAGCUACGGGGAGCCCCCGGGGGCCGACAGGUACGGGGGUGGCGGUGAGGCCCAGAGCGGGUGAUGGAACAGCUGUGACAACCCCCUACCCCCACCCCCAGAGGAGCCGGCGGCGGGACUGUCGGGCGCCGGGAGCGCCGGUUAAUCAUUAACCCUCCGCUCCCCGGGACCCCGCGCUGCCCUGAGCUGCGCUCCGCCCCGGCUUCCCAGGUAACGGGCGAAGAUGCCCGUGUCGCCAUCCCCGCACCUCCCUUUCUUAUCUUCCCCUGCCACCUGUCAGCCUGGGGAGAGUCCCGCAGCUCAGCUUUGCGCCCCUUGCAGGCAUGCGUCCAGGGUCUGAGUUCAGCUCUUGAGACUGGCUUUCAGGAGCUCCGGGUGCGGCACCCGGGACUUGCGCUGCGCACCCGCUUCACGAAACCCUGCUCCCGCAGGGCCGACUUGUUGGCACCAUGCCGGGCCUGUACUGCCCCUCCAGCUGGACGCCGCUACCCCUCACCGACUCCUGGGUCAGGGCCUGCGCCAACGGACCCUGCCUCAGCCUGCGGGCUCGGCUCACCUACCGCAACCCGCAGCCGCAGCCGGUGGAUGGCGUGUUCGUGUACCCGCUGGCUGAGGCCGAAGUGGUAUCGGGCUUCGAGGCCGAGGCGGCCGGACGGCGCGUCUCUUUCCAGCUGCAGAGUCGGCGCCGCUCGCAGGCCGCUUGCUGCCGCGCGCUGGGCCCGGGGUUGGGGACCUCCACGCCCCGCCGCUGCGCGCAGGGUCAUCUUGUCUUGGAUCUGGCCCAGGCCCGGUCCACGCUGGUGCUGCCCACGGGCCUUAUCGCUGCGGCUGGCACCAUGACAGUGACCCUGUGCAGCAGCCGGGAGCUACCCUCCAGGCCUGAUGGGGUACUGCAUGUGGCUCUGCCCACUGUGCUCACCCCACUGGCCCCACCAGGCCCACCAGGGCCCCCCAGGCCUCCGGGGCUCUGUGACGACAGGUUGGGCCUAUGCCCCACCAGCUGCUUCGGGGCAGGCAGCCCUGAGGAGGAAGGGCUGGCCUGGGAGGAGCCACCUGCCCCUCCAGACGUGUUUUCAGGCCCUGCCCGCUGUCCUGCCCCAUAUACCUUCUCCUUCGAGAUGCUUGUGACUGGGCCAUGCCUGCUGGCAGGCCUGGAGAGUCCCUCCCAUGCCCUGCGAGCAGAUGCCCCCCCUCAUGCCAGCUCUGCAGCCACCAUCUGUGUUACACUGGCAGAGGGUCACCCAUGUGACCGGCCCUUGGAGAUCCUGCUAUACCCCAGUGAGCCCCAUCAGCCACACUUAAUGCUGGAGGCUGGCAGCCUGAGUGCAUCAGAAUAUGAGGCCCGGAUGAGGGCCCGUCGAGAUUUCCAGAGGCUGCAGCGAAGGAACAGUGAUGGGGACCGGCAGGUGUGGUUCCUGCAGCGACGUUUCCACAAGGACAUCUUGCUGAACCCAGUGCUGGUGCUGAGUUUCUGCCCGGAUCUGAGCUCGAGGCCAGGACACCUGGGCACGGCUACCAGGGAGCUUCUCUUUCUGUUGGAUGGCAGCUGCGCAACACACAAGGAUGCCAUUGUUUUGGCUGUGAAGUCCCUCCCAACUCAGACACUUGUCAACCUGGCCAUGUUUGGGACCUCGGUGCAGCCACUUUUCCCAGAGAGCCGGUCUUGCAGUGAUGACACUGUGCAGCUGAUCUGUGAAAGCAUUGAGACCCUGCAGGCUGGGAGUGGUCCCUCAGAUAUACUGGCUGCACUGGACUGGGCCCUGGGGCAGCCCCAGCAGAAGGCCCACCCUCGACAGCUGUUCCUGCUCACUGCUGUCUCACCCAUGGCUGUCACUACUCACCAAACCCUGGAGCUUAUGAGGUGGCACAGAGGGGCAGCCAGGUGCUUCUCCUUUGCGCUGGGGCCUGAUUGCUGCCAGCUGCUCCAGGGUCUGUCUGCUCUCAGCAGGGGCCAGGCUUACUUCCUGAGGCCUGGAGAGAGGCUGCAGCCCAUGCUGGUGCAGGCUCUGCGGAAGGCACUGGAGCCUGCUUUGAGUGACAUUUCUGUGGACUGGUUUGUGCCCGAUGCCGUGGAGGCUCUCCUGACUCCCCGGGAAAUCCCAGCUCUCUACCCUGGGGACCAACUGCUGGGUUACUGCUCACUCUUCAGGGUGGAUGGCUUCCGGCCCCACCCUCCAGUGGGCCAAGAGCCUGGCUGGCACAGCUUGGGUGGUUCUGUGUUCCCAUCCCCAGAGGAGGCACCAUCUGUUGCCAGCCCUGGCACUGAGCCCACUGGCACCUCAGAGCCACUGGAAACAGGCACUGUGUCAGCAGAGCUGUCCAGCCCAUGGGCUGCUGGGGACUCAGAGCAGACAGGUACUGAUGCUCUGACAGACCCAGUCACAGAUCCUGGACCCAAUCCAUCCAAUGACACAGCCAUAUGGCGCCGCAUCUUCCAGUCCUCAUACAUCCGGGAACAGUAUGUGCUCACCCACUGCUCUGCCAGUCCCGAACCAGGCCCCGGCUCCACAGGCAGCAGCGAGUCCCCAGGCUCCCAAGGCCCUGGGUCCCCUGAGGGCUGUUUUCCCCUGGAUCCUCCUUCUCAGCAGGGCUGCCGCAGCCUGGCCUGGGGAGAACCUAUAGGCUCCCGUUCCUGCCCCCUGCCUGCACCCCCACAGUCUCCAUUCAAGGCAGGAGCCUUGAGCGCUGAGGUGCUGGGCCGUAGGCACAGAGUGGCUCUGGCUGGCCGAAGUCUCUCAUCCCCACCAGGCCGGGCAAACCCAGUCCCUGGCCGACCCCGGCAACCCUCUCUGGGUGCAGUACCAGAUGGGCAAGGCUUUGAGUCAGGCCAACAGCUGGGGCAGGGCCUGGAUGACUCAGGUAAGGGCUGGAAGUGGGGCUGGGUUCUCUACUAUCAAGGAGGCCUUGGGGAGAUGGAGCCUGGGACACCACAUCACCAUUGUCACUGCUGUCUUUUCUCCCCAGGAAACCUGCUCUCCCCAGCUCCAAUGGACUGGGACAUGUUGAUGGAACCACCCUUUUUGUUCACAGCUGUGCCCCCCAAUAGGCAACCAACCCCUCCAGCAGUGCCACUGCCUCCCCAGGCUCCACGUUGCCAUGUGGUGAUCCGGGCCCUGUGUGGGGAGCAACCUAUGUGCUGGGAGGUGGGUAUUGGGCUGGAGACAUUGUGGGGCCCUGGGGAUGCCUCACAGCCUCCAUCAGUCGCUGUAAGAGAAGCUGCGUGGGACCAAGCACUCCACCGACUGACAGCAGCCUCAGUGGUCCGAGACAAUGAACAGCUGGCUCUCCGAGGAGGGGCUGAGACCACAGCUGACAGGGGCCAUGCCCGGAGGUCCUGGCUUCGAGCCCUUCAGACAAGCAAGGUCAGCUCUGCUCCCUCCUGCUUUACCUGCCCAGUAGCUGUGGAUGCCACUACCAGGGAGGUCCUGCCUGGGGUCCUGCAGGUGCGGAGCUCAGAGUCAGCUGAGCCCCCAGGCACUUAUGCCUCUCAGGGCAAUCUGGAUGUAACUUCUCUGCCUACUGCAGCCCACCCUAAAGUCUCUCUGGUAGGCACCUGGGACCUGGACCAAAAUGACAACUCCAAAUCAGCUUUGGGGGAGCCCACAACUCCCACUGGAGGUCCUCACCCCCUGCCCCACCAGCCUUCCUCUAGGCUCAGUCUGGGCCGCCGACGGAGACUCUGUAGUUCCAAGGCUGGUCAGGCCAAUGAAGGCAACAGUGAAGGCAGCGACCAUGACUACCUGCCCUUGGUGAGGACUCGGGAGGUGGAGGGUAGUGUCACCCAGAGCCAGGGUGCUGUCUCUGCUCACUUCUCCCCCCACCUCCUCUCUCCUCAGGUGCGGCUACAAGAAGCACCAGGCUCCUUCCGUCUGGAUGCACCGUUCUGUGCUGCUGUGCAUAUUCCUCAGGAGCGCCUCUGUCGUGCUUCGCCAUUUGCUGUGCACCGUGCCAGCCUCAGCCCCACCUCUGCCUCAUCUCCCUGGGCACUUCUGGGCCCUGGUGUUGGCCAGGGCGACAGUGCCACAGCCUCUUGUAGCGCAUCCCCCAGCUCAGGCUCAGAGGGUCCAGGCCAGGUGGACAGUGGGCGGGGUUCAGAUACUGAGGCUUCAGAAGGGGCAGAAGGGUUAGGUGGCUCAGAUCUUCGGGGUCGUACCUGGGCUACAGCUGUGGCACUUGCGUGGCUGGAGCACCGUUGUGCUGCUGCCUUCAGUGAGUGGGAACUGACAGCAGCCAAGGCAGAUUGCUGGCUACGGGCCCAAAACCUGCCUGAUGGUCUUGACCUGGCUGCCCUCAAGGCUGCAGCCAGGGGACUCUUCCUGCUACUACGCCACUGGGACCAGAACCUGCAGCUGCACCUGCUGUGCUACAGUCCAGCAAAUGUGUGAGGCACACCCUCCACUGGAAUCGAUGUCCCCAACAUACUCAAGUCACUGCCACCCAGGGCCAGCUGCUCGGUGCUGGGAAGGGGUAGGCUGGUGUCAGCCUAUCCUCCACUGCUUCUCAUUCCCUCCCUAGAAUCCUCUUACCCUCACAAAAAGUGCCUGCCACCCUGUGCCCCUUCCUCUGUGUAAUACAGGGGAAGGGGAGAGAACCACAGUCCCCAAAUCCUAUGCAAUAAAGUGCCUCUAA